CUGUAAGUGAAGAAUAUGUUAAUGUUAUGUAGUUUUUACGGAGGGUUGAGGAACAGGACAAAUUGGAAGCUCUAACGACAAUCUCCUUGGUCACUUCAAGAUGAUGGAAGACUUUUCUGGACUGGCUUUGCCCCCUCUUUUUGGGGGACACAUUCUCGAAGCGGAGUUGGAGCCCGAUGGAGUAGAGUUGGGACCAGGAGAGGUGGAACUGGGACCUGGAGGAGGCGAGCUCUUGGACAGUGCAGAGACUGCCCAAGACGAAGAGGAAAGACGGGAACUCGACAAGAGGAAAUACCUGGCGCUAAACAAGAGAUGCAAAGAAAUAGAGCAGGUGAAUGACAAAAUUCUCGGUCGCCUACACCAGGUGCAAAGAAUAACACGCAGUCUGAAAAAGGAGAGAAGGUUAUUAAUGAAAACCCUGGACUCUUAUGGGGAUGACUACAGGAACGCACAACUAAAUAUCCUUCUUGAGGAUGAUGUUGCGAGUGCUUUAGAAUUCCUGCCAGGAGCAGACGAUGACAGGCCAAAUGGCCAUGCCAGCUCCUCUCCUUCGGUACCACAACAGUCAACAAAAAAGAAGAGGCAUCGCGUCCCCAAGAAAGAAGAAAAGGAGGCACAGGUGAAUAUAGUGUCGGGUGAAAUUGUGGACCCAGAGCUUUCCAUGCUGGCUGAAACAAAAUUCACAGGCUUCCCCAGUCCCAACUCCCUCUCACACUGAUGCUCUUGGGAACACAUUGCCUCAGACAAAAUGAGCCCCGCUCCCACAAUCUUCCAGCAUGAACACUUAAUGCAUUGCAGAGUGUAUGAAUUGCUCAAAAAUGUGUUUGUUAUGGGUGUUCAGCAUGAUAAGAUAGUGAAAGUGCCAUAUUUUCACAGGUGUAGCAUUUGUAAUUAUUUUGUUCCGCAGAACUAAUAAGGACAACAGAGCACGGUCCAAUGGAAAAGGUAGUUUUUAUAUUGUUACUAAUUAACUUGAUUUUGUAUUUAAGUGGGCCCUUUUCAGUAGAUGUGUAAAUGUGGAAUGAACUAAGUCAUUAUCUAAUAUGAUCAGUGACACCUGCUGAAUUGGAUGUUAUGUAGGUUUUUGCUUGUUUUUUUUCCAGAUUUGUACAAUGUAAUUGGCAUGUAACACAUUAGACAUGGCCUUACAAGCAUAGACACUGCUGAAAUGUACAUAAAGAGAACCAGGUAACAUGCAAUAUUUGUCACCAACAAUAAAUCUUGUACUUAUUGCA
Engraulis encrasicolus (European anchovy) is the source of this 1235-nucleotide messenger RNA. It is a transcript of the gene tfpt, whose product is annotated as TCF3 (E2A) fusion partner. Gene Ontology annotation, cellular component: Ino80 complex. Gene Ontology annotation, biological process: positive regulation of apoptotic process; apoptotic signaling pathway; apoptotic process. Bases 101 to 718 code for a protein of 205 amino acids. The record is from RefSeq and is a predicted model, not a curated record. The transcript has 6 exons. Gene Ontology annotation, molecular function: DNA binding. Lineage: Eukaryota; Metazoa; Chordata; Actinopteri; Clupeiformes; Engraulidae.